Molecule: messenger RNA, 807 nt
Organism: Colletotrichum abscissum
Lineage: Eukaryota; Fungi; Ascomycota; Sordariomycetes; Glomerellales; Glomerellaceae
Exons: 3
Coding region: 1-807 (268 amino acids)
Source: RefSeq, a predicted model, not a curated record
AUGGUUCUUGCCUUCUGGGACUUUCUGGAGCCAGGUACGUCUUCUUUUUUUGUCAUCUUUUUUCUUUCCGUCUACUUCUUUCGGUACCGAGGCGCUAAUGGAGGAAAAAGUCCUACAGCCGACUUUACGAGAGAAGGAAGGGGCACGUGUGACUAUUAUACCGUGUGGUGGAAUGACAGGUCAAGAGCCCAAGUUGAACGAAAUCCUCGGGAUCUUCGAUUUGCCCUUUGUCACAAUCGGGGCAACUGGAAUCUCGCAUCUUCCUCUGCCUGCUUCGGUGUCUCAACUUUUGCCUGCGCUAGCCGUGGCGGAAAGGUCCCUGUUUCGAUUCCAGAGCACUGGGGGACACAUGCCUUACUGCGCACCCGCGGACACAAGAACACAUGGGCGAAGUGUCUUCUGGCAAUUGGAACCGGAGACCGAGCUGGCGGGCAGGAGAUGGCCCCUGGGGCCCUGGGCUGCUGGGGUCGUCGCCUUGGGUUAGGUUGGCCCCCCAUUAGAGGUGCUGCAUCUCGCUUCGGCCGGCGGAAGAGUGCCGGUGAUGUGAGAGAUGAUGCAGCUGUAGGAUGCUGGGACCUGGGUCGACACACCCUCACGAGGUCUCUAGGCACAUCUAUUUGUACGCCGCACAAUGGUGCCUUUUCAGCUGCCAUACCGCCUAUUCGAAUAGGAAUAGUAGAGCGAUGUCAGCACACUGCAGUAUCAGUCGGUGAAGCAUGUCCUGAAAUACGACAGGAAGAUGACCUGAUGGGACUGGUGCUACGUUCACAAACACGCGCGUGUCAGUCGAAGCCAAUGCUGCGCUAG